Molecule: messenger RNA, 1563 nt
Organism: Rodentolepis nana
Lineage: Eukaryota; Metazoa; Platyhelminthes; Cestoda; Cyclophyllidea; Hymenolepididae
Source: the annotation of a GenBank genome assembly
AUGGUGCUAGCAGAACUUGGCAGGAAGAUUACUUCUGCCCUUAGAAGCCUUGGAAACGCUACAAUAAUCAAUGAGGAUGUAUUAAAUAGUCUUCUAAAGGAGAUUUGCACAGCAUUAAUUGAGUCGGAUGUUAAUAUUCGUCUGGUCAAACAGCUACGAGAAAAUGUGAAAACCACCAUUAAUUUUGAUGAAAUCGCAGCUGGUGUGAACAAACGUAAACUGAUUGAAAGUGCUGUCUUCAAUGAAUUGGUCAGAAUAGUUGAUCCUCAAGUGAAAGCCUGGCAACCGACCAAAGGAAAGAGUAAUGUAAUCAUGCUUGUUGGUUUGCAGGGCAGUGGCAAAACCACAACCGCCACUAAACUUGCCCAUCACUACCAGAAAAAGGGCUGGAAAACAUCACUCGUCUGCGCAGAUACCUAUCGUGCUGGUGCCUUUGAUCAGUUAAAACAAAAUGCAACAAAAGCUAGGAUCCCUUAUUAUGGUUCUUACACUGAACCCGACCCCGCUGUGAUUGCUAAAGAUGGUGUCAAGCGUUUCCAGGAUGAGAGGUUUGAGAUUGUUAUCGUGGAUACCAGUGGCAGACACAAGCAAGAAGAGGCUUUAUUUGAGGAGAUGCUUCAGGUUUCGAAUGCUAUCAAUCCUGACCAUGUAAUCUACGUUAUGGACGCCUCAAUUGGUCAAGCUUGCGAGGCCCAAGCGAGCGCCUUCAAAUCGAUGGUUGAUGUUGCCUCUGUCAUUGUCACUAAAUUGGAUGGCCAUGCUAAAGGCGGUGGUGCGUUGAGUGCCGUAGCAGCAACUCAUUCUCCAAUCAUUUUUAUUGGUACUGGUGAACAUAUUGAGGAUUUUGAGCCCUUCCGAGUACAUCCUUUCGUCAAGAAACUUCUUGGUUUGGGUGAUUUAGAAGAUCUCUUUGAGAAGGUUAAAGAUAUGAAGUUCGACGAAAACGAGGAGUUGAUCAAAAAACUGAAGCAAGGCGUGUUCACUUUAAGGAGUAUGUAUGAACAAUUCCAAAAUAUUCUUAAGAUUGGACCUCUUUCGGCUGUGUUGUCAUCCAUUCCUGGUUUGGGACAGGAAUUAUUUACAAAUGAUCGGGAGAGUCAUCGUCGAUUGAAGCGUCUGAUGACAAUCAUGGACAGUAUGAACGACCAUGAGCUUGAUUCUGACGACGGUGCUCGUCUGUUCAACCGUCAACCGGGUCGUAUUCAGCGAGUAGCUCGAGGUGCAGGUGUAAGCCAGAACGAGGUGAAACAGCUCCUAGUUCAGCACACAAAGUUCGCCCAAGUAGUGAAGAAGAUGGGUGGAAUCAACGGACUCUUCCAACAGAUGCCAACCGGUGGCGGUGGCGCCGGUGGUUCAGGAGCUCAGCCGAGUCUCUCAGACAUGGCUGCGGCGGCCCGAUCAGUGAAUUCUGCUAAGAUGGCUCAGUUGCAAGCUUCCAUGGCCCGAGUCAUGGAUCCUCGAGUCCUACAACAGAUGGGUGGUACCGCUGGCUUAAAUAACGUCUUCCGACAACUCCAAUCCGGGAACUUUGGAGGACUGGGGUCGGGAAGUCCAUUUGGUUGA